Messenger RNA from Acanthamoeba castellanii str. Neff, 894 nucleotides. RefSeq lists its product as uncharacterized. Bases 1 to 894 code for a protein of 297 amino acids. NCBI's taxonomy places the organism in Eukaryota, Discosea, Longamoebia, Acanthamoebidae. The transcript has 6 exons. The record is from RefSeq and is a predicted model, not a curated record.
AUGGAGGAGACAGGCAGUGGUGGUGCACAGGGGCUGUCCUCGUUCGUGGGGGAGCGACAUGCGGCAGCGGCUGCGGAGGUGGCCGAGUUCGAUGGGUUGAUGGAGCGCAAGCUCAAGCAGCUGCCGCCCUCCAAGCUCAAGGACAUCGCGGUCGUCGUGGGCAUCCCCUUCUACACCGAAGUCUCCAACAUCAUCUCGGUUCUGGUGACUCUGCGCGAGGUGUUCCAAGAGCGACGUCAGCGGUGUCUCGUGUGCGUGGUGGGCGAGUGCGCGCGGUCGGACUACGUGCAGAUGAUUGACGUCGCCGAGCUCGAGGAGGGCGAGGCCUGGGAGCAGGAGAGGUUCGUGGGGAUUGAAACGAUGUGGAAGCCCCUUCCCAAGUUCGCACAGAAGCCGUGGGCGGUGCGCGCGCUGCAGCUCGUGGCCGCCGCCGCCAACAAUGGCAAUGGUACGCAUCUGUUGGUUGUGGAUGCCGACAUUCAGUUCAACCACUGGGAGCUGUCGGCCAAGAGCCUCGUCGUGGCUCUCCUCAACCCGCUGCUGGCCUACGACCACCAAUUUCUCGAACCCUCCCAGAUCGGGAAGCCGCCCCUUGCGGAGUCCACAUCGUCGUCUGACCUCAGCUUGUCGGCUUCGUCGUCGUCGUCGUCAUCUCCCGUCGGCUCUGCUCCCAGUUGUGCCGAGCCGGCGUCGGCGACGAUGGUGGUCCUCAACGCUCCCCGGAGCUUCAUCGCCGACGACGGCCUCGUCCACCUCUUCACCUACCUCUUCGUAUACGCCGUGCUCGGUAUCGAAAUCCACCAAAUCUAUGGAGGCGAGUUCUCUGUGCACCGCGAGCUGAACAAGGUAUCGUACGUGUGCGCACGGGUGAAGCGUCCGGCUCUCACUGCAUAA